This is a messenger RNA of Sphenostylis stenocarpa, 1401 nucleotides long. The record is from the annotation of a GenBank genome assembly. NCBI's taxonomy places the organism in Eukaryota, Viridiplantae, Streptophyta, Magnoliopsida, Fabales, Fabaceae.
AUGAGAAGUCCGAAGGCAGAAUCCGAAGACAGGGACGUGAUUAUAGCAAGAGGUGAUGGAGAAGAUGAAUUGUGUUAUGAUUUUCAUGGUUUGAAGUUUGAUUGUGGAAGUAGUGGUGGUAAGAAAAAAAAAAGUUUUCAUCCUCCGAUCGAAACGCAUUGGGAUCUGCAUCCGUCAGCUUCAGGGAAAAAGUCUAAUCCGUCCCCUGUGAAGUCGCUCUUGUCUUACCCGUUCAUGAAAUUUAGGAAGAGUAAAAGCCUUGUAAUGAUUCUAGAAGGAGUUCGUGAUCCUAAGGAGAAACCAAUUGUCGAGUCUUUUCGCGAAAUGCUUUUACAAGAAGGUCUCGUACCACCUAAGCACGAUGAUUAUCACACUCUUCUCAGGUUUCUGCGCAUGAGGGAUUUCGACAUGUUAAAAUCCAAAGAAAUGUUCCAAAAUUGUCUCAAUUGGCGCAAGGAAUUUCGAGUAGACCUGCUUCCAAAGGAAUUCAAUUUCACUGAGUACAAUGAAGUGAAGAAAUGUUAUCCUCAUGGAUUCCACGGGGUUGAUAGAUUUGGAAGACCCGUGUAUAUUGAGAGAAUUGGGAUGGUAGACCUUAACAAACUGGGGCAAGUUACCACAUUUGAAAGGUUUAUCAAACAUCAUGUGUCAGAGCAAGAGAAAACUCUCAAACUAAGAUACCCUGCAUGUUCUCUAGUAGCUAAAAGGCACGUAGCAUCCACUACAAGUAUCUUGGAUGUCAACGGAGUAGGAAUGUCUAAUUUCUCAAAGCCCGCAAGGUACCUCUUUAUGGAAAUUCAGAAGAUCGAUAGCUGUUACUAUCCGGAGACUCUAAAUAAGCUCUUUAUUAUUAAUGCGGGAUCUGGGUUUAGGAUGCUGUGGAAAGCAGUAAAGGCAUUCUUAGAUGUACGCACAGUAGCAAAAAUUCAGGUGUUGGGCUCUAAUUAUCUCAGUGUUCUGCUUGAGGCUGUCGAGCCAAGUAAUUUACCAACAUUUCUGGGUGGUAAUUGCACAUGUUCCGAUCAUGGAGGUUGUCUGAUGAGUGAUCGAGGCCCCUGGAAAAAUCCAGAAGUGUUGGAAAUGAUUCAGGUUGUUAACUUGAGAGAAGAGAUUGCUGGUAAAUGCGAAGAUGUUGAGAAGGCUACAGAAGAUUCCUCGACGCCGAAAAAGGUUGACAUGCAAACCAAAGAUGACGAUAAUACUAUGAGUCUGGUUGAGCAGACAGAAUGUCCGGGGUCAGACUGUGCAUGUAAUUGUAAGUCAGCAAUACAAAAAAUUGAUUGCCUUGAAGCUAGUCUUGGAGAGAUAAAGAAUAAAAUCAAGACGCUGGAAGAUGCACUUCAAGACACAAAGAUGGCGUUGAAAGAACAUGCACAGCAUUCGGAACAGCCAAAAGUAUGA